Molecule: messenger RNA, 2316 nt
Organism: Nerophis lumbriciformis (worm pipefish)
Lineage: Eukaryota; Metazoa; Chordata; Actinopteri; Syngnathiformes; Syngnathidae
Source: RefSeq, a predicted model, not a curated record
AUGAUGGCCACCUGUUUGGCUCCUUCCAAUCCUACUGCCGUUGCCUCAUUUCUGUCCACAUUACUGCCCAAUGGCUUUGCUGUGGGGCCUUCAGGGUCCUGUAAGGGAAGACUUGGACUGUGGUGGGUUGGCCAAGCUCUGCAGGUUGGAUUCCUGCUGGGGAAGGAAGGGGAUGCAGAAUGGGUAGAGAAGUUUCAGACUGGCCCAAUGUCUCCCCAGGACCUCAUUGUGACACUGCAAACACUGGAAGAAAAGGACUGGACUAAACUGGAGAAAGCACCUAUGCAAAUAGCCACAAACAAUGAUGUUGCACUCCACAAUGCUGUCUGGAUCAGUUUUGCCUGCCAGGUGCAAAGCAAAGAUCGGCACAAUGUAGCAGUGCAAUGCUCAUGCGGAGAGAUGUGUGUGGGCAAAUGUGUGGGGGUGUGUUUGCGUGUGUGUCAUGAGAUCCAGCCGGGAACUGAACUGCUGUUGAGUGGUGAGAUUGAGGGAAGACGUGAUGCAAAAGAAAGACUUGAUGCACAGGACUUCUCUGGAAAACAACAAGGAGAUUACUCAGCACAGAUUUUAAUGGAUUCAGGAAUUGCUGUUCUCCACCCAAAGAUCGAUAAUGAGACCGAAGAAGAGGAAGCACAAAACAAGGAAUCUUUUGAAAGUUCAAAGACUGACGCAACUACACUUGAUCCUAUCGAAGGCAGACAGGAUGGAAGUAGCACUGCAAUUAACAAUACUGCUGAAGAAGCCAAUACUGUUAUGACAUCAAAUGGCCACAAUGACAGCAUUGACCAUGUAAUGGUUGAAGUAGACACUAGGUCAAAUUUGAACUUUGUAGACAGGCAGACAAAUACCUUAAUUGGGUCACCUCUUCCUGUCCGAUGUAGCUCUCGCCUGGCAACUAAACCACGACAGGUUCACUGCCUGACCAGCCGAGAGAAGAAACUCCCUCUCCACCCACGCCCAGACAGACAUAGAGACAAGCAAAAGAGUAUAAAAAAGGUUGCCAAGUCCUCUCCAGAAGCAGUGGUUUCGACUGUAACAUCACAUUCUGAUGCUGUGACUAUAAUAGCAGAAAAUGUGACAGUUGAAAGUCCCACUUGCUGCCCAGAGGUGAGAGAGAGGCGUUACGGGUGUUCCGAGUGCGGGAAGAAGUUCUACCAGGUUGGCCACUUAAAGAAACACCAGUUCAGUCACACAGAAGCAAAGCCCUUCACCUGUCAGGACUGUGGCAAAAACUACACCUCUGCAGAGAGCUUCAAGGCCCAUCAGCUGAGCCACCGUGGGGAGCGUCCGUUUUCCUGUCCCCACUGUGAAAAGACCUAUGGCCUGAAGCGGGACCUCAAAGAGCACUUGGUCCUGCACACAGGCGAGAAGCCGUAUGUCUGUGAGCACUGUGGCAAGUCCUUUGCACGUCGUCCCUCGCUGCGCAUCCAUCGCCUCCUUCACUGCAGCAAAUUGAUUUAUUCACACCCUCCAAAGUUGCAGUGCAGCCUCUGCCCCAAGCUUCUGGCAAACUCUGGUUCUCUGAGGAAUCACAUGAAGCUCCACACCGGAGAGAAACCUCACAUCUGCCAGCACUGUGGAAAAAGUUUCGGUCAGAAAGGUAACCUCGAUAGCCAUUUGAGAAUUCACAGUGGAGAGAAGCCAUAUACCUGCUCUGAAUGUGAUCAAAGUUUCGCUCAGAAAGCUGAACUUUUCCGCCACAGGUUUUCACACACCGGCGGCGGUUUUCUUUGUAGUUAUUGUGGAAAAUCCUUGAGGGACCCACAUAGCCUGAAGUCCCAUGAAAGAUUGCACACUGGUGACAGGCCCCAUCGUUGCCCCAUCUGUGGAAAAGGCUACACUCUGGCCACAAAGCUGAGGAGACAUAUCAAAUCUUCUCACGUGACAGAAAAGCCCUACAGCUGUUCCUGCGGUGCCUCCUACACUCUGAGACAAAGUCUAUGGAGGCAUCAAGCGCAGCACCAGUCACAAGAGGCAACACAGGAGGAGCUCAAGGAAGGACUGCGACAGAAGACUAAACCCUCUCAUCAUCCAAAGCCAGUCAAAGGCAGACCCAAGAAAGGCGCCAGGGAUGGCAGAGUACAGAGAAGGGGACAGGGAAAGGGAGAGGAAGAAAGUGGGGCAGGAAAAAAUGAAAUAUCUGAGACUCCAACCGUCGCUGGGGGAGAUGGAAAAGCUUCAAGUGGCACCCAGCACACUCUUGUAUUUGUUCACACUGACGAUAUAUCGGAACCAAGCUACGGUUCUCUGAUACUCUCCUCAGAAGACUUUGAUUCACAAACUGGGCAGAAGGUGGUGGAGGUGGUGAUAUCAUAA